This is a messenger RNA of Sebastes umbrosus (honeycomb rockfish), 4482 nucleotides long. Its product is annotated as myotubularin-related protein 7-like. Lineage: Eukaryota; Metazoa; Chordata; Actinopteri; Perciformes; Sebastidae. The record is from RefSeq and is a predicted model, not a curated record. The transcript is spliced from 14 exons. Gene Ontology annotation, molecular function: phosphatase activity. Gene Ontology annotation, biological process: dephosphorylation. Bases 439 to 2409 code for a protein of 656 amino acids.
GAGCCAUAUCCUGUAUGUCACAUGGGAAUACCACCAUGAAGCUUAUGAACAUUUCAGCCUCCGAAUGACAAUAUACUGCGUUUUAUUUUGAAAGGAAUAAACCGGACGCCGUGCAUUGUACCGUCGUUACCAUGACAGUGAUGUAGCCUGGCUGUUAUCAGCGUCACUAACGGAGACAGAGACAGACAGAGAGAGGGAGUAACGGUUACCGUUUACCGUUACCGACGGGCUGUGUCGGUAGAGAUAUAGAAGCUUUUACAACAACAGAACAAAGAAGACAGACCCAGCAGCGGGAGUCAUGGGACAUGUUCCCGGGUUAGGGCGGGUGUUAUUCAGCUCAUCCGUUGACGUGAAUCAGUGAAUGUAGCUGCUGACGGAUAAAACCUCUAAACACGUCGUCCACUGUUUCUCCAUCUCUCCUCCAUCUUGUUGUCAGUGAUGGAGCACAUCCGGACGCCCAAGGUGGAAAAUGUGCGUCUCCUGGACCGGUCGAUAGGACAGAGAAAGGCCAGCGUUGGGACUCUCUACCUCUCUGCCACACACACCAUCUUUGUAGAGAACAACCCUGAGACACGCAAGGAGACCUGGGUGUUGCACAGUAUGGUGAGCAGUGUGGAGAGGCCACCCACCAUCCCCGCAGGAAGUCAGCUGAUCCUGCGUUGCAAGGACUUCCGGGUCUUCCAGAUCCUCAUUCAGCAAGAGAGAGACUGUUUGGACGUCCACACCUCAUUGGUCAGAUUGUCACGACCAGAGAAGUACAGUGAGCUGUACUGCCUGUCCUUUAAUCCCAAUGCGAACAAAGUGGAGAGAGAAGAGUCCUGGAGCUUCAUAGACCUCACGGCCGACUACAAGAGGAUGGGAGUUCCUAAUAACUUGUGGGUUGCUACAGCGGCCAACAGCGAAUACAGGGUGUGUGAUACGUACCCAUCAGAGCUGUAUGUUCCAAAGAUGGCCACACCUGCUGUCAUCGUGGGCAGCUCUAGGUUCAGGAGUCGAGGACGAUUUCCCGCUCUGUCCUACUUCCACCAGGACACACUGGCAGCAGUGUGCCGGUGUAGUCAGCCGCUGUCCGGCUUCAGUGGACGCUGUCAGGAGGAUGAGAUGAUGCUGCAGGUUCUGAUGAAGUCCAACCCUGGCAGUGAGUACAUCUAUGUGGUGGACACCAGGCCUAAGCUGAACGCCAUGGCGAAUCGAGCAGCAGGUAAAGGCUACGAGAACGAGGACCACUACACCAACAUCAAGCUGCAGUUCAUUGGCAUCGAAAACAUCCACGUCAUGAGGAGCAGCCAGCAGAAAAUCAUCGACGUGGGCGAGAUGAGAACUCCGUCCAUGACUGACUUCCUGUAUGGUCUGGAGAACUCUGGGUGGCUCAAACACAUUAAAGCCAUACUGGAUGCCGGGCUCUUCAUAGCCAGGGCGGUGGCUGAUGAAGGUAUCAGUGUGUUGGUUCACUGUUCAGAUGGCUGGGACAGGACGGCCCAGGCCUGCUCUGUAGCCAGUAUUCUGUUGGAUCCAUACUACAGAACCAUCAAAGGACUCAUGGUGCUGAUAGAGAGAGACUGGGUUUCCUUCGGACACAAGUUCUCCCACAGGUACGCCCACCUGGAAGGAGAUCCUAAAGAGGUGUCUCCUGUCAUCGAUCAGUUUCUGGAGUGUGUGUGGCAGCUGUCCGAGCAGUUCCCGUGUGCCUUCGAGUUCAACGAGCGCUUCCUCAUCGCCAUACACACACACAUCUACUCCUGUCAGUAUGGGACCUUCCUGGGCAUCUGUCAGAAGGAACGCAGGGACAUGAGGCUUCGUGAGCGGAGUCAUUCUGUGUGGCCUCAGCUGUGGAAGGACAGAGCCGAGUACACCAACCCUCUGUACAAGGCUGAGCAGAGCCAGAGUCAGGGCGUCCUGAGACCCAACACCACCCCCUACUGCUUCAAAAUGUGGAAGGGUCUCUACAACCACGUGGAGAAAUCAACGCCUCCUCGCCAGUCACCUGCCGACUUCCUGUCUGCUGUGAGGGAGGAGUCCCAGCAGCUGGAGGAGGAGCUGACCAAUCACCAGGAGAGGAUAGCAGCCCUGACAGGGAAGCCAAUCACGUGGGAGAAGAUCGAGGUUCCGAGGAGGAGGACUAGCCACUUGCGGCAGAUGCGUUGCGGGCCGGACCCGCCCACCACUUACACAGACCCAAUCAGCAGCCCUGCACAGGACAACGGUCACGCCCUCUGCUCUGAAGCAGCCAACCAGAAGACUCAGACCAAGGACCCCGAUCUCACCCUGCCUCUAGGACCGCACACCCAGCUCAAGAGUCACAACCCCGAUGACCUCUCCACCUGCAGCGACCUGGAGUCGGGCGUGGCCGACCUCAGCAGUGGGGACGACGGCAAGGACUCGGAUGAGGCUGUCUUUACUUCCGCCUGACUGGAAAGAGGGAACCCUGCCGCUGGCUGGAAGGUGAAAGAGGAAAUGAUGAAACGUAUUUAUUGAAUGACUGUGGCGGGUUAAGGAAGGCCGCUGGAUUUGAUCUCUUGUUUUCAAACUGUAGUUGUCUCAUUCCUUCUCAGUCUAAAGGGAGUCACAGUGAGUUACUGUAGGGAGAAAACUCACUGGAUGUUUUUCAGUCAACCUUUUUGAUGAACGCACUGAAAGAUAUUUAAUUUGACAUUUCUGAAAUGCCAGGAAGGCUGUUUUUUGUGGAUGCUGCUUUUAGGAGGGCUCCAUUAGUCGUUUGUACUUUAUUUAAGGAAUGCACUAUUACUACUGUGAGAUGGAUCAAUGUGACAUGAAACCAGCUGGAAAUAAUGUACGAGACAGAAGCAGAUGAGGGAAGUGAAACAAUCUGAUGAAACACUUUCAGAGAGUAGAACCGACACGCUCCCUAGAGACAGACCAAAUGUAUCCCUUCAAGCAAAUCUACCAUUUACUUCAUCUUCCAUCAUCGCAACAUGAUGGAAGAUUUACUGAAUGAGUUAUCUACAUCUAGUCUUCCCUCUUCUUCAGUGUACAAUAAUAUGCAUUAUGAGACUAGUAAUAACAGGUGUUUCUCUGUAGGGCCGUCACACAUUUGAACUUUAGAUAACUAGAAGUAGCAGAUGUGUGUGCGCUGACCUGCUGUCAGUAACGUCAUAUCUCUAUGAGAUAUAACAUACCUAUUCCACAGUCUGGAGGGGCCACUAGUAAAGCACUACAAUAGUGAUAGUAUAUCAGUAGUGAUACGAUUAGAAGCUGAUUCAGAGUCACAUAAAUACUCUUUCUCUGGGAAAUUAUUGGUUGAUGCAGAGGAAAGCAGAUGGAUGCUUCCCUGGAUCAGCUCUCCAUCAUCAUCAUCAUUUGAAGCUUUAUUGCUGAAUGGAGGAACAGAAAUCUGCUGGGGAGGAUAUUGUGUAGUCUAAACACUGGGAGGCCAACGAGCUCUGAUCUGAACUUGGAUGAAAUCUUAAAUUACAUCUUCCCUUGUAACUUUUUCUAGGAGAUCUCCAAAACUACAGUAUAUCCCCUCCAUAUACCACAAAUCUGCCACUAGGGGUCAGUAUGUACACGCCAGAGAGUUCUCCUCCCAGCCACUAACGGAAGAGAACAUGUCACAGAUUUACAGUCAAAAUGGAGACUUCGUGAACCAGUUUUGAACUCUUGGUAAUUAUUACCAGGAAACAAGAACACAAUGUGAACAACAUAUGAAUGUUAGUGUUAUGUUUCAGUGCCCCGUCAACGUUCUAUAUCCACACUGAUGUAAUCAUACUGAAUCCUUCUGAUGAGAAUCAUCAUCAAGUCCAGUGGUUUGUCAGAUAACUGAUGUUUCAUUAUAUAGACUGUGUUUGACUGAUUCUGCUUUAAGAACUUGAGAAUGUAUGGUUUAUGUCAUUUCAGGUGAUCUGUUAACCGUUUACAUUCCCAUUUAGAUGAAGACAUUUAAACACAACGUGGUUAGUUUCAUGGUGCCUACACUGUAAUCAGUGUUUGGGACCUACUGGAGCUCAUUGUUACAUUAGUAAAGGUGACAGUGAAAACCUGCUGUGGACAGGCUGUAUGCUAACUGACAGCUGGUGUGUUCCACAUGUGAGACUGAACAAAGAGUGUUAGCACAGAUAUUGUCAUGUAGCCUAAUUUAUAAUCACAGAUUUUAAGAACAAUGUUUUAAAAAUCAUGUCUUGACUUGACAUUGAUACAGACAAAUCAAGAAAAAAAGAGAAAAGAUUUGAUCCUCAUUUUAUUGUUGGUAUAUUUUAUUUUUUUAUAAUUUUUUGGAGCUGUUAAACAGGACAGUCAUUUGGCCCUGGCAGGUAUGCCAACAUGAAGAUUAAUUAGAAGGUAAAAGUGUGUGAUGCUAAAUGUCACCGUGCUGCUGUGGAUGUGAGCCCGUAGGAUCGUAGGAUCUCCUCUCCUUCUCAGCUGGAACAUUUCACUGUAGCCUGUGGUGUGUGUGUGUGUGUUCUGUAUCUGUUGAUGUAAAUGAUUUAUCAAUAAAUGGACUGUCAAAGGGAAAGACCUGCAGUA